Molecule: messenger RNA, 980 nt
Organism: Aphanomyces invadans
Lineage: Eukaryota; Oomycota; Saprolegniomycetes; Saprolegniales; Verrucalvaceae
Exons: 8
Coding region: 28-849 (273 amino acids)
Source: RefSeq, a predicted model, not a curated record
GUUCGAUGGAGAGCUCAACCUGCAACAAUGGUGCAAGUGUGGACCGAGGCGAAGGAAGACUCGUUGUGGCUGGUCUACUUCGUGGGCUUCAUCAUGCCGCUGCAUUCGCUGCUCGUGAUGUACCUCGAGUCACGUGGCAAGCGAAUCUCAAGCAGUCAUGUCUUGAUGUGGAUCUCAAGCCUCACGCUGUUCUCCACGCUCCUACCACUGCUUGUCCGUCAACGCAUUCAAGCCCAAAGCCCCUAUCGACUCUUGGGCGUCAGUCGAUACACCGACGCGUAUACGUGGGCUCAAGUGUACGCUGCUUUUAAGCAGCACUUCACGGAGGGAAAACUGGCGCCUGAAGCGUGGUCUCAAGUGGACGCUGCUUAUGACAUCUUGUACGACCAGCGCACUCGCCAAGCCCACGACGCAUGGGGUCCCGACUUCCAAGUGCAGCUGCAAAAAGACAUGGCGUUCAAUGUUGGAUUGUACUACAUGAUAUGGACCGUUGGCGUGUACAUUGCGACGGCGGGGCGCAAGUACCAGACUGGGCGAGACUUGUCGAUAGCGGCGCUGCUUGUCACUCUCGUGUUUGAGUUGACUGUGCGAUUCUUCAGCUACGACCCUCGCAUCACGCUUCUUGCCCAAACCACCCCGUACGAGCUCGUCAUGGCACUCCAUGUGAUCUUCCCGGCAUGCCUCCUUGGGUACAACUCGUGGAAGCGGCUCGUUUUUGUCGACAUGCUGCAGCACCGGAAUGCUUGCCUCCAAUUUGCACUACGUAACAACGAGGCAACCCGUCGCAAACUUGGCGAGCUGUCCGAGGCGGCAGUUGCCGCCGUCACCCGUGACGGGACCGAGUCGUAGGGAUGCAAUGUCGUUUUUCCGCGUUGCAAGUUUUCAAAAAAGUUCAAAUUUUUUCCAAACGUUGGGGACCGAAAUUGCCAAAUGUCCUGCAAUAUACUAAAUAAUUGGAAAUAUAUAUUGAAAUAUUCUCG